UCUUGCUUCAAACUUACUCAUCAUGUGCGGCAUCUUUGGUUACCUCAACUACCUCGUCGAAAGAGACAGACGCUUCAUCUUGGACACACUCACCAACGGUUUGUCCCGUCUCGAAUACAGAGGCUACGACUCAGCAGGUCUUGCCGCCGAUGGUGACAGCGCUGAGGAAACAUACAUUUUCAAGCAGAUGGGCAAGGUUGCCGCACUCAAAAAGCUCGUGAACGAGCAGCAGGUCGACUUUGAAAAGACCUUCAUCAGCCACUGUGGCAUGGCACAUACCCGUUGGGCUACGCACGGCCAGCCCUCGCAGCUCAACUCCCACCCUCACCGCUCUGAUCCCAACAACGAGUUCACCAUUGUACAUAACGGCAUCAUCACCAACUAUAAGGAAAUCAAGACGCUGUUGUCCAAGAAGGGCAUCUCGUUCGAGACUGACACCGACACUGAAUGUGUUGCCAAGCUCACAAAGUACGUUUACGAGACCACCAAGGACCAGAACCUGACCUUCACUGCUCUUGUCAAGCAGGUUGCCAAGGAACUCGAGGGCAGUUUUGCUUUCAUUUUCAAGAGCGUACACUUCCCCAACGAGGUUGUGGCCACGCGUCGUGGUUCUCCUCUUUUGGUCGGUGUCAAGACUGCAAAGAAGUUGAAGGUCGACUUUGUCGAUGUCGAGUUCGGCAGUGCUGCUGACAAUGUGACCCCUACUCCCGCUGAAGCUUCUUCUACCGGUUUCCUGUCCGCUGAGGAUGGUCAUCCCCAGUUGCACCGCAGCCAGUCCCGCGCCUUCUUGAGCGAGGACGGCAUGCCUCAGCCCAUCGAAUUCUUCUUGGCAUCCGAUGCCGCCGCCAUCGUCGAGCACACCAAGCGUGUCUUGUACCUGGAAGAUGACGACAUUGCCCACAUUGCCAGCGGUGAGCUCCACAUCCACCGUCUCCGCCGUGACGAGGGCGCCUCGACCACCCGUUCCAUCCAGACGCUCGAGAUCGAGCUUGCCGAGAUCAUGAAGGGCUCGUUCGACCACUUUAUGCAAAAGGAGAUCUACGAACAGCCCGAGUCGGUCGUCAACACCAUGCGUGGCCGUGUCAACUUUGAGAAGCACCAGGUCACCCUGGGCGGUCUGCGUGGCUACCUCCAGAUCAUGCGUCGUGCCCGUCGUAUCGUGUUCAUUGCCUGCGGUACCUCCUAUCACAGCUGCUUGGCCACCCGUGGCAUCUUUGAAGAACUGACCGAAAUCCCGGCCCAGAUCGAGCUUGCCUCGGACUUCUUGGACAGACGCACCCCCAUCUUCCGUGAUGACGUCUGCGUCUUUGUCUCCCAAUCCGGCGAGACGGCCGACACCAUCCUUGCCAUGCGCUACUGCUUGGAGCGCGGCGCUUUGUGUGUCGGUAUCACCAACACGGUCGGCAGUUCCAUCUCGCGUGAGUCUCACUGCGGUGUCCACAUCAACGCCGGCCCUGAAAUCGGUGUCGCCAGCACCAAGGCCUACACCUCCCAGUACAUUGCCCUGGUCAUGAUGGCCCUCCAGCUCUCUGAGGACCGUCUCUCGAUGACCGAACGCCGCAAUGCAAUCAUUGACGGCCUCUACCGCCUCCCGCAGCAGAUCAAGCAGGUCUUGAACCAAGACAGCAACUUGCAGCAGCUCGCCUCGGUGACGCUCUCCAAGGAGAAGUCUUUGCUCUUGAUGGGCCGUGGCUACCAGAACGCCACCUGCUUGGAAGGCGCCUUGAAGAUCAAGGAAAUUUCAUACAUGCACAGUGAGGGUAUCCUGGCGGGUGAACUCAAGCACGGUCCUCUUGCCCUUGUCGACGAGAACAUGCCUGUCAUCCUCAUCAUGACCAAGGACUCGCUUUACCCCAAGGUCCAGAGCGCGUUGCAGCAGGUCACUGCCCGCAAGGGUCAGCCAAUCAUUGUGUGCAACGACGACGAUGAGGAUCUGCUAAAGAACUACAAGACCAUCUCCGUGCCGCAAAACGUCGACUGUCUCCAGGGUCUCGUCAACAUCGUUCCUCUCCAGUUGCUCUCCUAUCACCUUGCCGUGAUCCAGGGCGUCGAUGUCGACUUUCCCAGAAACCUUGCAAAGUCGGUUACCGUCGAGUAAAUAUAUCUUGUAUAGAACUUCUCUCUCUUCAACACCCCAUCCCCUCCGCCCUUUUCCAUCUUCUGUUUGCUUCGCUUUUCAACCUCCACAUAUUCGCACGUUGCCACAACUAUCCACAACACAACGAUCUCCCAUCUUCAGCAUCCCCCUCUUGUUUCAUAAAAAGACAUAUCACACACAUAUUCUCUCUCUCUCUCUCUCUACGCCACGAUACACACAACCCAACCUUUCGGAUGAUUCCAAUGUUCACAUCGCUUCUAAAAGAAUAAAGAAAAAAGAGUCCUUUGUUUUUGUUUACCAAAA
Molecule: messenger RNA, 2401 nt
Organism: Zychaea mexicana
Lineage: Eukaryota; Fungi; Mucoromycota; Mucoromycetes; Mucorales; Lichtheimiaceae
Product: putative GFA1-glucosamine--fructose-6-phosphate transaminase
Exons: 6
Coding region: 23-2098 (691 amino acids)
Biological process (GO): UDP-N-acetylglucosamine metabolic process; protein N-linked glycosylation; fructose 6-phosphate metabolic process
Molecular function (GO): carbohydrate derivative binding; L-glutamine:D-fructose-6-phosphate transaminase (isomerizing) activity
Source: RefSeq, a predicted model, not a curated record